GCGUGUCUGUGAGGAGAGGGCGGGUAGCUGACGCAUCAGACCCCACUUCCCCGGGACCAGAGGGAGGGCCGGAGGGGAGGGGAGGGGAAAGAGGAGACAGCACGGAGGGCGCGCGUGCGCGGUGGUGCGGGGAGGAGCAGGGACUUGGCAGCGGGCGAGGAGGCUGCGAGCGAGCCGCGAACCAAGCGGGCGCCGGGCGGCGGGCGCGCGCACCAUGGGGGAGAAACCCGGGACCAGGGUCUUCAAGAAGUCGAGCCCUAACUGCAAGCUCACCGUGUACUUGGGCAAGCGGGACUUUGUAGAUCACCUGGACAAAGUGGACCCUGUAGAUGGUGUGGUGCUUGUGGACCCUGAAUACUUGAAGGACCGCAAAGUGUUUGUGACCCUCACCUGCGCCUUCCGCUAUGGCCGCGAAGACCUGGAUGUGCUGGGCUUGUCCUUCCGCAAAGACCUGUUCAUCGCCACUUACCAGGCCUUCCCCCCAAUGCCCAACCCACCCCGGGCCCCCACCCGCCUGCAGGACCGGCUGCUGAGGAAGCUGGGCCAACAUGCCCACCCUUUUUUUUUCACAAUGCCCCAGAAUCUGCCCUGUUCCGUCACACUGCAGCCAGGACCAGAAGACACAGGAAAGGCCUGCGGUGUAGACUUUGAGAUUCGAGCCUUCUGUGCCAAAUCACUAGAAGAGAAAAGCCACAAAAGGAACUCUGUGCGACUGGUGAUCCGAAAGGUACAGUUUGCCCCAGAGAAACCCGGCCCCCAGCCUUCAGCUGAAACCACACGCCACUUCCUCAUGUCUGACCGGUCUCUGCACCUCGAGGCUUCCCUGGACAAGGAGCUAUACUACCAUGGGGAACCUCUCAGUGUCAAUGUCCACGUCACCAACAACUCCACCAAGACCGUCAAGAAGAUCAAAGUCUCUGUGAGACAGUAUGCCGACAUCUGCCUCUUCAGCACCGCCCAGUACAAGUGUCCUGUGGCUCAGCUCGAACAAGAUGACCAGGUAUCUCCCAGUUCCACAUUCUGUAAGGUGUACACCAUAACCCCACUGCUCAGCGACAACCGGGAGAAGCGUGGCCUUGCCCUGGAUGGGAAGCUCAAGCACGAGGACACCAACCUGGCUUCCAGCACCAUUGUGAAGGAGGGUGCCAACAAGGAGGUGCUGGGAAUCCUGGUGUCCUACAGGGUCAAGGUGAAGCUGGUGGUGUCUCGAGGCGGGGAUGUCUCUGUGGAGCUGCCUUUUGUUCUCAUGCACCCCAAGCCCCAUGACCACAUCACCCUCCCCAGACCCCAGUCAGCACCUACCCACCUAUCCCCUAUCCUCCUCAGCCGCUCCAGAAACAGAUGUCCCUGUGGAUACCAACCUCAUUGAAUUUGAUACCAACUAUACCACGGAUGACGACAUUGUGUUUGAGGACUUUGCCCGGCUUCGGCUGAAGGGAAUGAAGGAUGACGACUAUGAUGACCAAUUGUGCUAGGAAAGGGGGCUGGAAGAAGGCAGUGGAUGGUGCUGGGAGAGGGAGGGGCAGGACCAAGAUCCCCAUUGUCGUUGGGAGGGGACAGUGUCCCAGCCUCUCCUCCCUUGCCCUCCAUCUGGCAGCUUCCUCAACCAACCCCUUCACUCCCUCUCCCCUGCCCCCAAAGAUACGCACUGGACUCAUCUCUUGCUGAACGUGGGCAUUAAGUUUUUGACUACAGCUCUACUUCUCCAGCCCCCCAGUGGAUGGCAAGUUGUGUUCAUAUGUAAAUUUUGUGGUGGGGGAUGCUGAAAUGAGAAGUGAUAGUAGGGAAAGGGGAGAAGAAUUCCCACAUCUCUAACCUCACACCAACACUCUCUUAUCACUCUCUCUGCCUCCCAUUUCUUCAAGAUGAGACCCUUUGGGGGGCAAGGCCAUUUCUUUGUUUCUGAGCAUAAAGAAGAAAAUAAACCUUUUAAUAGGCAUGA
Carlito syrichta (Philippine tarsier) is the source of this 1942-nucleotide messenger RNA. RefSeq names its product arrestin beta 2 (gene ARRB2). Gene Ontology annotation, molecular function: angiotensin receptor binding. NCBI's taxonomy places the organism in Eukaryota, Metazoa, Chordata, Mammalia, Primates, Tarsiidae. The transcript is spliced from 15 exons. Gene Ontology annotation, biological process: positive regulation of ERK1 and ERK2 cascade; signal transduction; G protein-coupled receptor internalization. The coding region runs from base 215 to 1369 and encodes 384 amino acids. The record is from RefSeq and is a predicted model, not a curated record. Gene Ontology annotation, cellular component: cytoplasm.